CCCAUAUAUAAAUCGAGGCAAGUCCAGCCGCUUUCCUCCUCCUUCUCCUCCUUCUGCUUUCCUCGUUUCUUGCAUGCUUUGCGCCGAAGACCUUGAAGACAUAAAGGAAUGGUGUCAUGACAUAUGGCAUAGACGAAUCAACUUUCUGGUUAUUCACUACACAUACAUCAUCAGCUUGUGUUUGAUCGUAAGUGGCUUCUUCUACUGCCAACCAGGCACCAAUUGGAACUAUGCCGACGCGCUCUUUAUGAGCACCACUGCCGUAACGAACACCGGACUCAACACCGUCGAGAUAUCAGCUCUUUCGUUGUAUCAGCUCUUGCUCAUGUUCUUUGUGUCGAUCCUCGGCAACCAUGUUACUGUUUCCGAGGUGAUCGUUCUGAUCCGGCGACACUACUUUUCCAAACGGUUCGAGGACGUGCUUUUGUUCAACCGCGCCCAACGGUUACGCGAGAAAAACAGACAGCGGUUUAACAAGAAUUUGGCAGACGUGCAUGCCAAGAUGCAGCAAGAGUCAAAGACCAACAGCAACGCAAUGCCCCUCCGAAGCAGUACUUUACCGACACCGCACCACGGGAUCCUGCCACAUUUGCGACUCUCGGCCACCAUGGCCCGUUUCCAGCCGUUUCAUGCGCUGAAAGGAGGAAUAGGACACCAUCUGCGCCAUAACCGAGAGCUGGAAGAGCAAAAGAUCUACGACAAACUGCGCGAGUUGCGUGACAAGGACGCCGAAAGGUCAACUGUUGGCGGAAGUAGUCAUCAAGGAACAUUAACACCAGACCGUGUAAUGUGUCCCAUGUCAACCUCAACCCCCACGUUACGUCGCGCAGACUCGACGCCUAAAGGCAGCAUUCCGUUAGCUACUACCACAUCCGCCUAUACAAUCCCAAGCAGCAACGCGCUGGAACAACAUGUCAGCUCUUCUUCGCCAGCCCCACCGCAGAAUAUUGCAUUUGCAGACAAUAUUGAUCGCCAGCGAAGUGAAGCUCGCAAAGAGCUUGAAAACGAUCGACCGUACAACGAAUUAUUGCGCAGGAUCGCCGAAGGCCGACAUCCAGACUCGCCGCUGGACGACGACGACGACGACGACGAUAUGCUGGUAGCUGCAGAGAUCGAACGGGAGGAAAUUAAGAGCAUCAUGCGAGGCCCGAUUCACAAAUACGAGCUGACACGCAAGCAGCGCUAUGCGAUUGGAGGUGCAGAGUACCGUGCCCUAGACUUUUUAGCCAACUUCAUCCCCAUCGUGUAUUUUGGAACCAACAUUUUGUUUAGCUUUGCAAUGCGAAUCUACGUUGCCGCCGACGAUUAUGCGCAAGAAGCGCUGCGUACUUCGAAUUCAAACGGACCGGUCGAUCCCUGGUUCUUUUCCAUCUUUACUACUUUUUCCGCGUACAACAAUUUGGGGUUAUCCCCAUUGGCUGCAAGUCUUACGCCGUUUUUAAAUGCACCUGCACCUCUUUUACUCUUGAGCUUUACUAUCAUGAUGGGCAACGUGGGUUAUGCAAUUGUGCUGCGGUUCUACAUUUGGUGUUUGUACAAACUGAUGCCGCGUUCUUGGACUAUGGAUCGGGAAACGCUCAGAUAUCUUCUCGAUCAUCCGCGUCGGUGUUACACCAGCUUGUUUCCUGCAACACAGACUUGGUGGCUCGUGUUUGUGUUGGUUGCAAUCAACAGCGUCGAGUUUAUCGUUUUCCUGGCUACCAAUUACUGGCUGCCCGUACUGGAUGGUAUCUCGUGGGGAUCGCGUGUGCUUCUUGCAUAUUUCCAAGGUGUUUCAGUGCGCAAUGCUGGCUUUACCGCCAUCAAUCUUCUCAUGGUCAACCCAGGUACACAAAUCGUGUACAUCAUCGCCAUGUAUGUCAGCAUCUAUCCCAUCGGUAUAUCGAUCCGCAACAGUAACGUGUAUCAGGAACGUGAGUUGGGCAUCUACAGCAGCCCAACCGAUCAAGACGAGAAAACGCUGGGACAACCACCCCCAUCGAGACUGCGUCGUUUUCCAACCAUGAGCAGCGUCAUGACACAGUCGAAAAAGCUCAUUCCGAAAGGGCCUAGCUUUUACGUAAAGACGCAGAUUCAGCGACAGUUGGCACAAGAAAUAUGUUGGGUCGUUGCUGGGAUCUUUUGUAUUUGUGUCAUUGAGGCGCAGAGCAUCAUGUCGCCGGCGCCCAUUACGGCCUUGACGGUCAUAUAUGAGUGCGUCUCGGCAUUUGGUAAUUCUGGAUCGUCUACUGGGUAUCCAGGGGUAACCACUUCGCAGGCGGGUAGUUACCGCACCUUGAGCAAGCUCGUCCUAAUUGCACUCAUGGUGAGAGGGAGACACAGAGGACUUCCGUCAGCCAUUGACCAUGCUGUGCUGCUGCCUUCCGAUCGGUUGGAAGAGAGGGAAGAGCAAGAGCACAGAAUGCGCAGACGACACGCUGAAGUGUCGCAGGACUAUGGGGAUCCCAACAACCGGUGGCGAAGUCGCACGUUUUCCAUGGCGUAGCAACAGCAGUAGUAGUAGUAACGCACUAUCAUAUACCUUGUUUAUACUUUGUUAGACAUCAUCCCCUCGGACACUACAUUUACAUAUACCUUCCAUUUCAUGUACUUUGACAUAUGUUGUAGUAACAGUAUUAUCCAUUGCAUCCAAACAUAAUAGUUGAUCAUCGUUGUGAUGCUCGCAAAACAAAAGAUCACGCGCGCCUUUCUAUUUGCGUAAA
Zychaea mexicana is the source of this 2702-nucleotide messenger RNA. Its product is annotated as cation transport protein-domain-containing protein. The transcript has 3 exons. Gene Ontology annotation, biological process: potassium ion import across plasma membrane; intracellular potassium ion homeostasis. The coding region runs from base 74 to 2485 and encodes 803 amino acids. The record is from RefSeq and is a predicted model, not a curated record. Gene Ontology annotation, cellular component: plasma membrane. Gene Ontology annotation, molecular function: high-affinity potassium ion transmembrane transporter activity. Lineage: Eukaryota; Fungi; Mucoromycota; Mucoromycetes; Mucorales; Lichtheimiaceae.